AUGGCAAUCAAAAGCAUCAAAGUCGAAACUUCAAAUGGAAACAACGUACCUUUUCUGAACACACUGUACAAAUCUCAAAAUCAAAUCUCGAAGAUAUCUGACGCCGAACUACAGUAUGCAAAAAGUUUAUCAAAGCUCAGCGGAAAAUUGGCACGGGCCUGCAGGGAGGGCGUCGGAGGUUUGAACGACACAUGGAGGUCUAUCGCGGUCGAACUGGAAACUCGAGCGGAGGCUCAUCGAGUCUUAGGGACGGCGUUACUCGAGGACGCCACUCGUCCAUUAAAAACCCUAACCGAAAAUCAACACAAGAUUCGCAAACAAGCCGAAAUUGGGGUGGAUAAAUCGACCAAAGUUCUUUCGGAAUGGAGGGCGGCGGAAGCGAAAAGUAAAAAACACAGCCACGCGUGUGCCCGAGAUAAUGAAAAAUUACAAGAUGCUUUACUAGACGUUAGAUUAUCAAAAACGACUAGUUUGAUUCAAUUGGCUCAUAUGCACAACCAGAAAGUGUUAUCGGAAAAAGAAAACGCAAAGUUGGAAGGUAAGAGGCGUAAGGCAGAAGAUGCAGUAAAAAAGGCCGACAUUGAAUAUUAUACGUUAUGCGUCAGAGCCGAACGCGCAAGACUAGAGUGGGAAUCUGACAUAUUGAGGGGUUCGAAUACAUUUCAAGUACUAGAAGAAGAAAGACUGAAUAAUUUAAAAUCUGUUUUAAAUUCGUAUUUACACCACAGCAAUCAAUUGGGACCUCGUCUUGUUGAGGCAACCGAAAGGUUAUCGGGUCCAGUUGCGCAAGCAGAUCCCUCCAAGGAUUUGUCAACAUUUGUGAAUCUUCGCAACUCCUCGCAACAAACCGCAGAGCAACUGCUUCCCGACUUUUACUGUGAACACAUUACCUUGGCCAUGAACAGAGACAGGAGAAAACAGGCAUUAGUGAAACUCCUCCAGCUUAUUAGGCAGGACAUUGAGCGAGAAAGGAAGUCGAAAAAUGGCCUGGAAAACUUAUCAAAGGCUAUCAAACAAACGCCAAAUUUCGGAGCGGAAGAUUCACAACAGAACGUUUCUGAAAAAUUAUACCACAUGAAGUCAAUGUUAACCUACCUGGAAGGUGCAAGAUACAAAGUACAAAACGCUUUAGCCGAAUUAGAUAGUAAACCAAAAACGGGUCACCCACUAGCCCCUCACAUUACAGUUACCAGAGAUAAAGCAGGAUUGCAGCAAAGUGUUUUAAAGGUACCUGAUUGGUUGCGCGAAGAAUUUGUAGAACCCGAAAAGAGCCCAGUCAGCGAAAAAUCUAUUAAAUCCGGCCAUAUCAACGAGAUUGACUACCUUGAACCGGACUGGACAGAUCGUGGCGCAGCGGAUGGUAACUCUAAUCAGCCGGAUUCCGAUUUUGAUGAGUUUUCAUCGCAAGGUAGUUCUGCAACUGAAGAAAAUCCGGUGCAACCGAUAGCUCAGUGCAAAGCUCUCUACACCUACACGCCGAAUCUUCCUGAUGAAUUGGCACUACAUCCGGGAGAUGUUCUAUCCGUUUACAGAAAACAAGAGGACGGUUGGUGGUUGGGAGAGUGCAAGGGUUCUGUGGGUAUUUUUCCAGCAACGUACGUUGAAAGUUUACAAGCAUAAUAGGUUGUUCUCAGGAAUUGUUUUGUAUUGGUGUGCUAUUAUAGUGAAAUACCAAACGGUUAAGUUUUAUAAUUGCAUUUAUAUAAAUUAUUUUCUAGUGAAGUAUGCGAUGUAAAAACAAUAAUUAAAUACCUAGGCCGUAAAACUGUAAAAAUAUGUGAGAUUUUUGCAAUGUUAUUUUCAUUAUAUGAAACAUCAGUAGUUGCAUUAAUCUAAUUCUGUUGUACCUAUUAAUAAAUUUUCUUCCAUUUAAAAAUGUA
Molecule: messenger RNA, 1880 nt
Organism: Photinus pyralis (common eastern firefly)
Lineage: Eukaryota; Metazoa; Arthropoda; Insecta; Coleoptera; Lampyridae
Product: nostrin-like
Exons: 10
Coding region: 1-1620 (539 amino acids)
Cellular component (GO): cytoplasm; plasma membrane
Molecular function (GO): protein binding
Source: RefSeq, a predicted model, not a curated record